Molecule: messenger RNA, 7563 nt
Organism: Beta vulgaris subsp. vulgaris (sugar beet)
Lineage: Eukaryota; Viridiplantae; Streptophyta; Magnoliopsida; Caryophyllales; Amaranthaceae
Product: LEAF RUST 10 DISEASE-RESISTANCE LOCUS RECEPTOR-LIKE PROTEIN KINASE-like 1.4
Exons: 4
Coding region: 5151-7211 (686 amino acids)
Biological process (GO): protein phosphorylation
Molecular function (GO): ATP binding; protein kinase activity; polysaccharide binding
Source: RefSeq, a predicted model, not a curated record
AAUGUGCUGUUCUUUGAAUGCAAAACUGGAUACUACUGCAUAUAAGACCAAGAGUAUGCCCAGUUCUAGUCUUCAGUCAUUAUAAUUAUCUCCAUGGUAUGUGUUCUAGUGUAGGAAAUCAAAUCUUAGAUGAAGAAAAGCAUAGCUGAAUCAAUUGCGAGUUCUAAUUAGGAUACUCAGGUGCUUAAACCUGGUUUUGGCUAAAACAGUGUAACUUAAUCCUGAUCUUCUUUCAUUCUUUUUGUUUUUCCUACCUUCUUUUUCCCAACUGGGUGAAUUCAGGGUACCUGCACAUGUUUUAGUCCAACUACUUAAAUAUGUCUUUGUCAACGUAAGAAUCUUCUUACCUUCUGAUAUCUAAUGGUGGUAGGUAUGUGGUCCAUUUCUCUUAACAAACUCUCAGGUUACUUGCAUUUUCUUGCUUUCUCUGUUUAUUCCAACCUACUACACCACUUCAGGACCUAUUCUUCCAUUAUUAGGUGAUUGCAUUUGAUAGUAUUUUCCUCUGAAUCUAGGUAAUAUACUCAAAAGUCCCAAACACGCGUCUUUAAUUGUAUACUUUUCCUUUCUUAAUUUAAGUAUCCAUUUCCAUAACUAAGAAAGGGAACCUUACCAUAUAAUACUCCCAUCAAUUUUGAGACAUUGGAUGAAUCAUGAAAGUACAUUACUUUCCUGCUUCCAGGGAAUAGUCUCAGCCUCUCAGGGUCGAGUUCUCAUACCCCCAUUCCCUGGCCAGUUAAACAUUAAAAUGCUUGGCCUUUCUGGGAUAGGAUACUUGUGGGCCCCUCUUUAAAAGAAAUUUAAAUAGUUGGAUGAAAGUAGUUACUCCAUGUACUAGUCACAUUGGAUGAAAGUUGCUAAGUCUCUGAUACUAUAUGUGUAUUUGGUCGGUUUCGUGAAAAGUUUGCUCGUCUUUCUGGUGGUGAUGAAGUGUCCAAGUGCCCAUGCCCGUGUUAAAUUGUUGAGUACAUCCAUAUAGUAGUGUCAAGUAUUUGACAUGGAUAUUGGAUGAUCUAGAGAAUGAGUAAACAUAGUGUCAGAUUAGAAAAAAAAGGCUACCAACAAUAUGAUAUGGAAAAAGUGAAUAUAUAAUAGAUACUACAAUAAGACAAUAUAAUUCAGAAGCAAGAUAACUUAGUCCAGCUUAUUGAAGCCUAAAGUUUAAACUGCAUGCAUUUGUGUCGUUUAAGAAAAAUUUCAAUCAUUUCUGUCACUGCUACACAUGGAAGCUGCAAAAUAAAUGGUGCUUUGACAAUACUCUCUGACUAGUUAACUUCCUUAGUCUCCAGUCAAUUCCACUAUAGUUACAUAUCUUUGCAAAAAUUUCAAACCAAAACCAAAAUAGUCAGAUCUAGUGAUCCUUUCUUCGGGGGCAACGAUUAUUGAUGACAUUUUAGGAAGUGAAUGAGUCAAUCUCCUCUAUCUUCCAUUUCAUAAAAGCAAUACUCUUCAAUCUUCAUGUUAUUUCUUUCACGAACUUCUCAUAAAAUGCAGCUUCAUCUUUCCAGAUCUUUUUCUCUAAUCACUCUUAUCAUCAGCCUUAUAAGAUUCACAAGCUCCUAUGAUGAGCAUUUCUUAAACUGCAGCCAACCUUUUACAUGUGGUACCGUAGGAAAUCUCAAGUAUCCCUUCUGGGGAGAGAACAGAGCACCAUAUUGCGGCCUACCAGGAUUCGAGCUUCAUCGUCUCGAUAAUGAUGUUCUAAUUAUUACAAUCUCAUCUCAGAAAUACAGAAUCUUAGCAACUGAUCCUGAAGCGCGUGUGCUCACAGUUGCUAGAGCUGAUAUUUGGGAUGAUAUAUGCCCUUUCCUCCCCAUAAACACCAGCACCGAUGACAGCCCCUUCGAUUAUAGCUUUAGCCAUCCUAGCUACUUGACCUUCUUCUAUGGCUGUCCUGCUGCAUCCAUGGUAAGCUUUGGCUUUCCAAGACACGCUGUUUGCGACACAAAUGGUUCCCAUGUUGACGUGUUCUUCAGAACCGGGAUGCUUGCUCCUAUUGUAGGAUGUACCAGCGUAGUAAACGUACCAAUUCAGAAAACUUUAGCUUCAGAUCAGGAGGUUAACUUAUCUUCUGUCCUUGAGGUUUUGCAUGAGGGUUUCAUAUUACAAUGGAGAGAAAAUGGUGAUCAAUGUAAGAAAUGUGUAGAAUCAGGUGGUCAGUGUGGAAAUGAUCUUCGAGAUAAUAUAUUCCGUUGCUUUUGUCCUGACCAACCUUAUGCAUUAGAAUGCCCAACUAGGCCAGGUAUGUUUUAGAAUUCUAAGCUUAAAUCUUACUCUAUGGCUCUAUGCUGUCUAUAGUUAAUCCUGGCUCACGUGUAUUGUUAGGUGCAAGUGUGAGUAGUAUUUGUUCCACAUUGAAAAAGUAAGCAAAGAGCUUUCAAUUUGUAACCCAAGCGGGCUGCUCCUCCUAUUGCCAAUUGGUUUUAGGAUGGAACCUCGUUCUGGGCUCUGGUUUGUGGAAUAUCUAUGUUACAAGGAACUUUUAGAUUACCUCAAGUACCAUGUCUGAUCACACUUCGACACCUAUUUUUAGGUCAAUAUCAUGGAGAUUAUAUACAAAAUAGUCGAGUUAGAAACCUGGACACAUACCCAUGUCCAACACGAGUACUUGAGUCCGAUUGACAUAGCCAACAGUUAAAAACUGCAAACCUUUUGCAAGUGAACCAAGUUUGACUAUUUUGCUAUUGAAGUUGAUACUAGAAUAUUAAAAGAGGGCUUGAAAUAGGUGCCAAAUUCUAUAUCUUAAUGAAAUCUAGGGAGGGAGAGGAAAAUCUAUUGUAUUUUGCUGGUGAAUUAAGUUUAAUAAUUUAGUCAGAAUUCAACUCAUUUAGUCUUUAUGACAACUCAGAUCUAGAAAAUAAGCUAUGUAUCACUACCAAAAUAAAAAAAAAGUAGUUGUCGAGAUCAGUCAAGGAUACCUUCAUCACUAAAGUCUAACAGCAAUUCCCUUAAAAAAAACGAAAGAAAGUCUACCAGCAAUUUUAGUUUCUGACCCGUUUUGCUAGGGAGCUUCCCUUUUCUAUCUUUUACUAAAGUUUGGUCAAAAUUAAAUUUCUAAUCUCUUGUAAGAGUAAUCUUAAAAAUUUACAGAAAAUAGCAGUAUAAUACAAGCUUAUUUAUACUACUGUAUGGUUCAUCCUCAUUAAUCUAUUUAGUCUAGUUAUUUAGUAUGGGGUGUUUGACAAUUAGAAUUUUGGAGCAAACUAGUCAAAACUCUAAACAACUCUAAAAAAACUCUAAAAGAGGUAUUUGGUAGGAGAGAGUUUUAGAGAGAGUUUUGGAAUAAAAACUCUCAAAAAUGAAAAAGCUCAUAAUAGGAGUUUUUUCUUUAGAGAAUUAGGUAAAAAUAUGUUCAAUGACUUUUUUGCCUCUAAUAAUAAUACUACCCAUAUGUAUUAAAAUUUCUAUAAAUGUCAUUUCACACAAACAAAUGACAAUAAGCUUUUAAGAAUCGGUUAAUUGUUACCAAACACAUUGAUAAAAAAAAGUUGUCAAAUCAACAAUCAAAUCUGCUGAACAAAAAGUUAAAAACUCUAACAACAAACUAUAAACUCUAAACUCUAUUUGCCAAACAGGACAUGCAUAUGUGAAAAUGAAAAAAGGGCACUUUGAUGGUGAAUUAUACAUCUUUCCAGAUUGAUUGCAGCAUGCUAUGUAACAGAGAUUUUCAUGGUUUUACCAUAAUGUUUUGGGUUAGAAUCAACUGCUGAUUGUAUAGAUUAUAUUCUGAUCUUUGAAUCAGUAGGUCCAGAUGUAAAGUUAAAUUAACCUUAAUUCUGAAGGCUGUGCAUGAGAAUUUCAAUUAUCUAGAAAUGAAAACUAGAUAAGAAAUACACUGUCAGCAGAAAUCAGGUGGACUGUUUGCUGUUUAAUUCCCUUGAUGAAACUCAUAAAUCAGAAUGACUGUUGUUAGCUAUGUGACCUAUGUCUUAUCACCAGUAGCGGAAUUUUAGUCUUAUACUAGAAGUGGAAACUGCGAGAAAACAUUCCAUAAAUUUAUUGGGUUUUAGACAUUUUAGUAUCUGAAUGAAUAAAGAAAAUGAAACUAGAAUAUGGUUAGUUGGUUGCAGCCUUGCAGGGUCAUCAGCUUAGAAGGCGCGCAACACACGGGCUAGAUCCUUUCAUUUUAGAGGGUCUGAAAAUCUGAAGUGUGCUAUUCGUUAAGUUACAUAGUCCUAACCUCUUAAAGUUUAGGUUUUUUUUUGUAAUACCUAUUCCUGAUAUGAUCAUCAUAUGGAAUAUUAGGGAUGAUUAACAGAUCAGGUCGUGUUCGGGUUAAUAAUAAACGGGUUGAUCAUGUCUCAAUCCAAACCUAACCCGUUUAUUAAACGGGUUGCAAAACUCAACCUUGACCCGACCGGUUUAUUAAACAAGUUACUCAUAUAACCCGUUCAACCCAUUUACAUAUUUACUACUAAAUUUUUAUUAAAAUUUAUUAGUUUUCAACAAUAAAUUCACAUAAAAGUAUGCAUGAUUAGAUUUUCUUUUCAAUUUUUGUGUCCAACAAUUAGUAUUUUUAAAAUUAUCACCAACUUUAACACAACUUGUUAGGAAAUUUGUAUUUUAAUGAGUUAAACUGGUCAAAGUAGGUUAAUUUCGAGUUGAAAAUGUCAACCUUAACCAAACCUAUUUAAUUAAAUGAGUAAAUCGUAUCAACCCAUUUACUUAAAUGGGUCAAAAAUCUCAACCCAAACCCACUUAUUUCAGGUUGGGUUCGGGUUUGGGUUUGGUAAAAGAGUUGGGUCAGUUUUUUACAACGCUAUGAAAUAAUUAGGAAAAUUUGGGGGCCAAGGUUUAUAAUUAGUAAUAUGGCCCCCUGUAUGAUUAAAGCGACUUUGGACUUGGCUAAUGGCGGAAACCAACUUGAUCUAAUAAAAUUUACUAAAAAAGGAAACCCAUGGUAACUAGCAGCUAAUGGUUUUGCUAGGACAUGAAGUCAUAGUUUCUUAACAAGCUCAAAGAUGCUUAGAAAAUUGCACUUUCAAUUGACCAGCGAUAGUUACUCCAAGCUUUGACAUCAUCACUUACCAAAAGCUUGUUUUAUUUCUUAUUUUAUAUCUGAAACAGCUUCUUGACUCAUAUAUAUGAGAUAACAAUAUCUCUCCUUGAAAUAGUACCAAAAAUUCUACAUAAACCCUUAGGCCUCAAGCAUGAAGCUCUCUGUUCUUUCUUCCUUCUUCCUCAUUUUCACCAUUUUCCCCUUAACCCUUCGUAAGUUCAUCGAAGGCAAUGAAGUUAGACACGAUGAAUGUAAAAGGCCGUUCCAGUGUGGAAAUGUCAGUCUAAGCUACCCUUUCUAUGAUGAUCAAAACCGCCCUGAAUAUUGUGGUUACCCUGGCUUUAAGGUCUAUUGUAGUGAUGAGUAUAAUAUGCCAGAGAUUUCAAUUUCGACAUCCUCAUCAGAGAGGUACUAUCUUCUGAAUGUGAGUCUGAAUUCACAUACGAUCUCUGUUGCUCGAGAAGACUACUGGGAUGAUUACUGCUCACCAAACUUGUCCUAUACCAGCUUAAACUUCAACCUAUUCAACUACACUCUUGCCAAUGAAAAUGUAACCCUCUUCUACGAGUGUUCUGCAGGAUUUUUAGCUUCAGAAAUUCAGUUUUCCUGUGCCAACAUAAACAACGGUAGUAAUUACUUUAUGACCGAUGUUUUGGAGUCCUACCUAGGUAAUAUCCCACCGGGUUUAUGCAAAAACAUCAUAUCUGUCCCGGUUUACCAAUCUGUUGCUGCCAAUAUAACAGAUAUAUUAAGCUUACAGGCAGCUUUCAAGAGUGGUUUUGAGUUAGAGUGGAUCGCAAACAACGAAUUGUGUGAUGAUUGUCGUGCAUCAGGUGGGGAGUGUGGGUAUAAUAUAAGUCGAAGUAGAUUCACUUGCUAUUGCGCUGACGAUAUUCAUGAUUCCAGAUGUGAUGGUAAGUCUAACAAGACGGCAAUUAUAAUAGGUGUAUCCGUUGGAGGUGUACUAGUUCUUGCUGUCCUCGCAUGCUGUAUCAUCAUAAUACAAAGGAGAAGGCGGUCCAUCUCCCUGGCUAAAUCCAAAGAUCUUGGUCCCAAUUAUCCGAGCAUUGGCCUUCCUUCAAGCAAUGGUUAUCAGUCAAGCCAACCCUAUACUACUAGUCCUUCAACCAACCUGUCUCCGAGCUUCCCCUCUUAUCCUUCCUCAAAGUCUGAUUUUGAAAAUUCUGCCAGCUACCUCGGUGUCAAGGUCUUCAGCUACGAUGAGCUUGAAGAAGCUACCGAGCAUUUUAAUGAGUCUCAGGAGCUUGGAGAUGGUGGCUUUGGUACUGUUUAUUAUGGUAAGCUCCAUGAUGGACGUUUAGUUGCAGUCAAACGCUUAUACGAGAAUAGCUGCAGGCAUAUGGGACAGUUCAUGAAUGAGAUCCACAUUCUAGCUCGUUUAAGACACAAGAACUUGGUCACCCUUCACGGAUGCACCUCAAGGAGAAGCAGAGAGCUUCUCCUCGUUUAUGAGUACAUCCCCAACGGCACAGUUGCUGAUCAUCUUCAUGGGAAACUUUCACAGUCACCUAAGGUACUUCCUUGGUCAACACGACUGAGCAUCGCUGUUGAGACAGCAGAAGCUCUGUCUUUCCUCCAUGAAAACGAUGUCAUACAUCGUGAUGUCAAAACUACAAACAUUCUCUUAGAGAGCACCUUCCAAGUAAAGGUAGCUGAUUUCGGGUUAUCAAGACUUUUUCCAAAUGAUGUAACCCAUGUCUCUACAGCACCACAAGGAACCCCUGGUUAUGUUGAUCCUGAGUAUUACCAAUGCUAUCAGCUCACUGAGAAGAGCGAUGUUUACAGCUUCGGAGUUGUGCUAGCAGAGCUAAUAUCAUCAAAAGUGGCAGUAGAUAUUACAAGGCAUAGACAUGACAUUAAUUUGGCUAAUAUGGCAGUUGAUAGAAUUCAGAAGCAUGCAUUAGAUGAACUGAUAGAUCCUAAACUUGGGGUUGAAAACGAUUUUCUUGCAUAUAAGAUGGUAAAACUAGUAGCAGAAGUGGCUUUUCAGUGUUUACAGCAAGAUAAAGAAGCGCGGCCUUCAAUGAAAGAAGUUCUUGAAUCAUUGAAAGGAAUACAGAAAGAAAUGGAGAAUUCUCAAAAACAGGUUGUAGUGGAUAUCCAUGAAAGUGAUGAUGAUAUAGGGCUUUUGAAGAAUGUUCCUCCUCCUUUCUCACCUGAGACAGAGUCGAGUAACAUAAGCAUCAGAUGAUGAGUGACUUACGUCUAAUAUAUAACUUUUGGUAUACAAAUAGCGUAUAUUUCAUUGGUUACUUUUUUUUUUUGCGUAAUUUUGGGGGCCAUAUUUUAUAUUGAACAUCCUAAUCAGAUACCCUCUUUUCCGCAAAAUUUCUAAAUAUGUUAGUCAUUUUUGCUAAAAUUACAAAAAAGAAUGUUACUGUGAUAUGCAACUAUUUUGUAUCAUAGUUAUAAAAUUAAGAAGUUCAUCCUCCUAGUGAAGCUUAGUUAAAGUGCACACGGCACAAUAGUUAGGGAUAUGUAAAUAAUAGUACUAUUUAAUGUAUUAACACUGGUGUAUGAAUUUUAGCAUAAAUUUUGAUUCA